AACGACUUCCUGUCAAUAUCAGUAUCUACCAUCGUGUCUGAAUUGAGGAGGAAUGGCAACGCCCACAAGUUUCGUCUGUAGUUUGUGUCGGGAAGAUGACGAAACCAGUACAGCUGUCACGUGGUGUACAGAAUGUGAGGUAUUUCUAUGUUCUGAAUGUCAGAAACAUCAUGGCCGAUCCAAGAUGUCAAAACAUCACCAGGUCAUGUCUGUACAUGACUACCAACAAUUACCCGAGUUCCUGCUGAAUAUAAAGAACAAUUGUGAGGACCACGACAUUAAGUAUGAGCUGUUUUGCGCAUUUCAUGAUUGCGCCUGUUGCAUGAAGUGCAUAAAAGUCAAACAUGACAACUGCAAAGGUCUUGUUCCACUCGGAGAUGUUGUAGGAAAUAUCAAGUCGUCUGCUUCUGUGUCCCAAGUCGAAACGGAUCUUGUCAAUCUUCUCGACAAUCUAAAGACUAUCAAAAUAUUUUUCUCGGAAAACCUUAGUGCACUGGAAAAACAGAAAACAGAAGCGAUUAGUCGAGUCCAUACCAUGCGUCAGUCAAUUAAUGACCACUUAGACAAACUUGAAGAAAGUUUGUUAAAUGAUAUAAGAUCAGAAUUCACCAAAUUACAAGAGACAAUUGAGAAACUGAAAAGUGAAAUCGAUAGCAAAACUAACCAUGUUGAAGAAAAACAAGGAGAUUUUUUAAAAAUGGUCGAAUUUUCAACAGAUCUUCAAACAUAUUUCGGUCUACAUGAAGUAGAAAAGAUUACAAAGCAAGGAGAAAAGUAUAUACAUAAUUUGAAAUCGGCAGACAAUCUUCGUGAAAAGAAAAUGAAGGUCGACUGUUUUGAUCUAGAGUCCACUGUAAGGGGGGCAACAGCGUUUGGAAGAAUGUCGAUAUCCUUAUCACCUGAACAUUUACAACUUAUAACAAAGGAAGAAGGUCAAGUUCAGUCUCCACGGAAACCAGUUAUCAAGCAAACAUUUAAAAUGCCAAAACACCCAGUGAGCAUAACUGGAUGUCAAAUAUUACCAAACUGUGAUGUUGUUUUCGUAGACCAACAUAACAGGUCUAUUUUAUUGUUUAACAAUGCAGGUGUAAAAGAAAUAAUAACUUUCAAUACUUUGCCAUCUGAUAUCUGUUAUGUCAAUCAGAGAAAAAUUGCUGUUACACUCCUCGACCGGAAAAUUUGCAUUAUUGAUGUAGAAAGAAACAAGAUAGUGAGACAAACAGAUGUAGAUGGCAAGUGCUCUGGAAUUUGCACCUAUGAACAAAUGAUGUAUGUUAUAGUUGAUGCAAAUAAUGUUCUUGUGUUAGAUUUUAACCUUAACAUAAAACAUUCAAUUCCAAUAGUAACGAAAAGUUUGAGUCGUAUUGCUGUAUUCGGAGAACGAAUUUAUUGUACCGACUCGGGUGCAAAUAGUGUAUUCUGUUACAGCAAAGAAGGAGAAAAGUUGUGGUCUUUUAAUGACGAAAUUCGUUUUCCAUUUGGUAUUGAUAUAGAUAUGAAUGGUUAUGUGUAUGUCGCUUGCCAUAGCAGCAACAGCAUUAUAGCAUUGUCACAAGAUGGAACAAAAGCAGAAGUUAUAAUGUCCGAGGACAGUGGUGUUAACAAGCCAUUUGCUCUAAACAUUGACAGAGAAUCAUCCAUUCUUGUGUUCAGCAAUAUUGAUAACGAAUCUUUUCUUCUUUCAAUAUAG
Molecule: messenger RNA, 1690 nt
Organism: Mytilus trossulus (common blue mussel)
Lineage: Eukaryota; Metazoa; Mollusca; Bivalvia; Mytilida; Mytilidae
Exons: 2
Coding region: 53-1690 (545 amino acids)
Molecular function (GO): zinc ion binding
Source: RefSeq, a predicted model, not a curated record